Lachancea nothofagi CBS 11611 is the source of this 1899-nucleotide messenger RNA. The record is from the annotation of a GenBank genome assembly. Lineage: Eukaryota; Fungi; Ascomycota; Saccharomycetes; Saccharomycetales; Saccharomycetaceae.
AUGCAGCGAACCAUGCUCUUCUCACGUUUUUUGCGAGUAUUAUCUCUUUUCAGCGUCUUGCUGGUAAGUUUACACUUUAGUGCCCUAUAUUUAAGUGCUGAUGAUGCCAGUUUGUGUUCGACGCCAAUUCUAGGACAAACGCCGUGGUUCAAGCAGAAAGCAUGUCCCUGGUGGGAUGCACACGUUGAGCCACAUCGCAAAGAGUUAGCACGCCCCUUGGCUCUUCAGUGGCAGAAGCAGGAACAGCUUGCUAGAUCCCAGGUCGAAAGUACAUCGCACAAAGCUACCGCGUUUGCCAAAGAGCAGGUUCUACCCUGUGCAUGCAAAUGGUACCACAUCGUUCGCAUCAAGACACAGAUGUACCACAAUGUCUACGUGGUCCCACACAUCAAACAUGCAUCCUACAAGGUUCAGCUUUGGUUGCAAUCAGAUAGUCAAGCAGCCAAACUCACUUUAAGAGCGUCAAAUGAAUAUUUCAAGCUUCUAAAGAUUUUAGAAUCGUGGACUUGUCAACUGAACAUUUGGGCGAGACCUAAGCUUGUAGAAUCUGCGCAAUGUAUUAAGCCAUUGUUUGCUCAGUUAAAACACAGGGCGGUCGAGUUUAGACACUCCUUUGAAAACUACACUGAAACUGAAAUUCAAGAAUCCGACGCGGUUACGGACGUCGAAGAAGAAUUGCAAUAUUACGAUGCUGAAGACGACUUUGAGGACGAGAGUGAAGAGGAAACUAUAUAUUUGACUUCUACGAUCAUUGAAACUGUCACUCUAUCGGAUAAUCAAUUGGCUGCACCUACUUCGAUCCAGGAGGCUAGCAUGGAUUUAGAGGUUCCUCUCAGGGAUCUUGUUCAGGACGAAUUUCAGGCUUGGUCAAAUACUGUUGAGCAGAAGGCCUUGAACACAGAACAUCAAUUUGAUCUGGAAAUCGAGAACCUCGUCCAAAGCAAGUUGGACGAGAUCCGUCCUCGCAUCACUGUCAUGUUGCAAGAUAUCUCAAAUAGCACACAGCAGCAUUAUAAGACUAUAAACAGAGCCAUUCUGGACGUUAACUGCACAAUGGAGUUACAUCCUGAAACUGGAGAACAGUUAUACUUCAACCAGGAAGGGUCGCAAUUGCGCAAGUACGUAACCCGCCCCCUUGUGCGUGAAUACUUUUCGCAAGCUCAUACACACGUUGAUGAGACCUUGGAACAGAUAAACGAAGUUUUGGAGGCUUUCGUCGCAGAGAUUAAUACCGAAGUGGAUCAAGUAAGACAGGAACAUCUCGAAGUUUACGAAGAGUGGGGUGACGUCAUGAUCAGCGAGUGGUCGAAACGCAUGGCCUACGUGGAUGUAAUGGCAGCUAUGGAGUCCGACGAUUUAAGUCAAGCGCAACAUGACAAUUGGAAGCAGUUUUUGAAAUUAAAGAAACAAGUUGUUGCAACAAGAGACAUGCUAAUGAAGCAUGCGGCAAAUCUACAGGACGUCGAAAAGUUUUUGAGAGAGAUACAACUCACUUCAAAGGCUUUACAACGUGAGGCUGGCGAAUACCUGUUCAUUUUGAGAUCAAAAGCUAACUUGGCGUUUCAAGGACGAGAAGAGCUUGAGAGGAGACAGCACCAGGAGCAGAUGGAGCGCGAGAAGAAAGAACAGGAAGAACGCGAAAGACAGGAACGUGAAGAUCUAGAGAAGGAGGAGCUUGCCAGGCAAGAACUCGAGAACAGUCUUUACUCCGAGGAGGAAGAUGAUGCUGAGGAGUUUUAUGACAGCGAAUAUGCUAUAAAUCCUGAUGUUGAAUCGAAACUCCUGCACCAAGAACAAUUACAGCGGGAAAUGCUCGACCUGCGCGAGAAUGAGCUGCGCCAGCAGUUACUCCAUGAACAAAGAGAAGAUGAACUCAAUCAUUCAUCCCAAAGUAAAUAA